Molecule: messenger RNA, 2677 nt
Organism: Branchiostoma floridae (Florida lancelet)
Lineage: Eukaryota; Metazoa; Chordata; Leptocardii; Amphioxiformes; Branchiostomatidae
Product: receptor-type tyrosine-protein phosphatase R-like
Exons: 16
Coding region: 43-2031 (662 amino acids)
Biological process (GO): protein dephosphorylation
Molecular function (GO): protein tyrosine phosphatase activity
Source: RefSeq, a predicted model, not a curated record
CAUUCACCCCGGGAAUCUAUUAUUUAUGAAUGACGUGUGCACAUGCGCGCUGUGCAGCGGGAUGUUGUGUACGUGUUGUUGUCGCCAGCCCGAGCCAAGAUGGGCCGAUACGGCCUGAUAUGGCUCAACCUGCGGCUGCCAGCCGCUCUAGCCGCUUGCUGCACCCUCCUAGUACUUCCACCAACCUCAGUGUGCCAACUUGCCAGGCAGACCAGCCAGAUCGUUGACCCUGCCGACCUCUCCACAACAGCCGAUGACCUCUCACCUCUGGCCCCGAACUUUGACCUGCCUGACCGUGACUUCAGCUUUAUCCAGGACUUAGAACAGGAAGCACCCAGUGAUGAGGCAGCCCAUGUCAGCGGGGAAGGUGCCAGCGGUGACGCCGAGAAGCGGACGAUAAUCGUGCAGGAGGCAGGACAGGACACGAGAGCCAUCGCCACAGAGGCCGCCGAAGUGCCAAGCCAGUAUGUACUUGUUGUGACUGUUUCCAAUCCAAGCAAGCUUCCAGCCAACCAGUCUCUGUCGGCGCGGCUAAAGUCCGGCUUCGCUGCUGCUCUCGGGGUGGCGGAGAGCAACGUUCAUGUCAUCAACAAGACUGGCAACCAUGCCAUCAAGAUGUGGAUGACAGAUGAGGACCAGCGCCCCCUUUCUGCUACUGACAUUAUUGCACUGCUGGAUGUAGACCUGCUCAGCUUCUAUCUGUCCGACCUGCAAGUCGAGUCCAUUCUGCCACAGAAUUCCUACCUUCGCUCCAGCUACCACCGGGGAUUGUGGGAAGGCAACUACCUGCCCUUCAUGGUUGCCGCGGCAGCAGCAGUGUUGGCAUGCAUCGUCGUCACCAUGGUGUACUUUUACGGAAAGAGAAACAAGCCGACCAAGAAGGGACAACCCGACCUGGACCAGAUGUGCGUCUACCCGGGGGUCAAGCCUGUUGUCAAGACAACCAAGGUCAUCCAGCCGGACAGCCCAAAGUUGACGCCUUCUUCGUCCAUCUCGGCAAGCCCCUCCCCCUCACCAGCGUACAGAGGGUCUCCCAAGGCAGGGAAACCUAAGGGACUACAGGAGAGGAGGGGCUCCAACGUGUCCCUGUCCAUUGACUUGCCGAUGCCUCCACUGUCUGCAGACUCUGUCAAAUGUGGCACGCCACCGAAGGAGAGUAUUGUUGAUGAGCUGCUCCAGUCAGGGACCAGGAAGAUGACACGGGCAGAGCUGAGACAGUCCAUCCUCAACGCUAAGGCUCUGUAUGGGGAGUUCUGGGAGAUCCCCAUGAACCACCCUGAGCAGGUGGAGAUUCCAGGGUGUGGGACCAAGAACAGAUACAAGACUAUCCUGCCAAAUGCCCACUCCAGAGUGGUUCUCCCAGAAGUGGACAAUGACCUUCUUACUACAUAUAUCAAUGCAAACUAUGUCAAGGGUUAUGACAUGGAGGAGCGAUCGUACAUCGCCACGCAGGGUCCGAUGAACCACACGGUGACCGACUUCUGGCAGAUGGUGUGGCAGGAGAGGACACCCAUCAUCGUCAUGAUCACCAAACUCACAGAAAAGAACGAGAAAUGUGCCCACUACUGGCCUGACCUUGAGGACAGAUACGGUGACAUUGUGGUGUCUGUGAACAGGGUAGUGGAGCAUGAUGGGUACAUCCUCAGACACUUCACGCUCCAGCGAGGAAACGAGGUCCACUACAUCAGGCACUACUGGUGCACGGAGUGGCCGGACCACAAAACCCCGGAGACGGCAAAGGCUCUGCUGGCAUUGGUGCAGGAGGUGGAGUUCCACAGACUCAGACAGACUAGGCCCAGGAGACCGGUCGUCGUGCACUGCAGUGCUGGGAUCGGUCGCACCGGUUGUUUCAUCGCCACAAGCAUCGGAAUCCGGCAGCUGAGAGAAGAGAACACGGUGGACGUGCUGAGUAUUGUCUGCGGCAUGCGGCAAGACAGAGGAGGAAUGGUCCAGACCAAUGAGCAGUACGAGUUCAUCCACUACGCUCUGUGCCAGUUCGAGAAAACCCUACCCUCUGAGGGGGUCGACUGAAGGUCACUCCAUGACUUUUGCGAGGACCACACUUCUCAAGGUUGUACGUGUAUGUGACCUUGGCAACUUUAGAGGCCAGAAACAAGUUGUCAUGGCAACCCAUUGAUUGAUGUACUAGGUCCGUGGUGAUUCUUUCCGGUGAUUGGACUGGAAGGCGGAGGCAGUCUCUAAGUGGUGAUUGGUAGAUGCUGUCGCCCCGGGCAACUAGAUGUGGCUGUGAUUGGUGAAUGUUUUGUGUGACUUGACGGUUGUAGAGACGUCACCUGUAGAUGCUGACCAUGUGAACAGACUUUAGAAGACUACUAAGACUGGUCCGAUUGUAUGAACGAAUGACUUCCAGGCUUUUAGACAAGACUGUCUCCAGGUUUAGAUCUUUGUCCUUCCCACAAAAUUUUGGGAUUGGGGGGGGUGGAAUGAGGGUCAAGAGCAAUAAUUUUCUAUCAUAUACUUUGGAAUGUUUAAAAGGCUUGUCCACAAUAGGAAAGUCUAGAUUUUAUCCAGCUGAAAUUUGUAAGACCUUGCUUUUAAUUUUCGUUGUUAAAUCUGUCAUUUUAAUCUUGCAAAGAUAUCUUUUCUUGUCAUCAUUAAGGUAACAUUUUUGGACAGACUGGGUAAAAAAUUUUCUCUCUUUGUAAAAGCAAAUUUC